Molecule: messenger RNA, 573 nt
Organism: Ustilaginoidea virens
Lineage: Eukaryota; Fungi; Ascomycota; Sordariomycetes; Hypocreales; Clavicipitaceae
Exons: 4
Coding region: 1-573 (190 amino acids)
Biological process (GO): protein retention in ER lumen; retrograde vesicle-mediated transport, Golgi to endoplasmic reticulum
Cellular component (GO): Golgi membrane
Source: RefSeq, a predicted model, not a curated record
AUGGAUGCGCCAGAGCCCGAUCAAACCCCCUUCGCGGCCGUCACGGCCCAUACGACAAAGUUGCAGCGAAAAUACCAAGCCCUCCUCGACCAGUCCACUCCGUUUGUGCUGUAUCGCUGGGUUGGGACCGGAGCUUUCCUGCUGCUCUUCUUUGUGCGAGUAUUCCUUAUUCAAGGAUGGUAUAUCGUUGCGUAUGCGCUGGGCAUCUAUCUGCUCAACUUGUUCCUGGCCUUCCUCCAGCCCAAGUUCGACCCCUCAAGCGAUGCCCUUGACCAAGAGAUGGAGGAUGGUUCCGUCGGCUCGCUGCCGACCAAGCAGGACGAGGAGUUCAAGCCCUUCAUUCGCCGGCUGCCCGAAUUCAAGUUUUGGUACUGGGCCACGAGGGCCGUGACUAUAUCUUUCGCGUGCACAUUUUUCGAGUUUUUCAACAUUCCCGUCUUCUGGCCCGUGCUGGUCAUGUACUGGAUCAUCCUCUUCGUUUUGACGAUGCGAAAGCAGAUACAACAUAUGAUCAAGUACCGCUACGUCCCCUUCACCAUGGGCAAGAAGACGUAUGCCAAAGAUAGCUCCUAA